Messenger RNA from Cyclospora cayetanensis, 993 nucleotides. RefSeq names its product tubby-like F-box protein 6. The record is from RefSeq and is a predicted model, not a curated record. The annotation marks the transcript as partial. NCBI's taxonomy places the organism in Eukaryota, Apicomplexa, Conoidasida, Eucoccidiorida, Eimeriidae. The transcript has 3 exons.
CACUGUAGCCUCCGCCGCCUCCGUUCGCCUUCGAGUUCUUCCUUCCCACACGUGUAUCUCCUCGUUGGGCCUCAGACCCUCAAAGAGUUGAACCCCCAGGCGAAGGCCAAGCAACAGCAAGAGCGGCAGCAACGCCAGCAGCAACAGCAGCACCAACAUCUGUUGUUGGUGGCGCUUAAAAAUAGCGAGCAUUCCACGGUCCACUUCUUCCUCCCAACGGACGCAGUUGCUGCAGCGGCAGAAGCACUUUUUGCCGCAGACGACAGCAGCAGCAGCAGAAGAGACGCUGCACAAGUCGGAGCAGCAGCGCAGCAGCUGCUACAGCUUGUGCAGCAGACCUUCGCACCCAAUGACUUUUCGUAUGUUGGAAGCCUCAUUUGCAACUUCUGGGGAACACUGGCGCGCGAAUCCCAGGGAAACCUUGGCCCUGGUGGGCAUCCUCAGGCUCCCGAAAGGAGCAGCAGCAGCAGCAACAGCAGCUGGGGUAGCAAGGGUAGUAGCAAUGGUUCGCUGUUGCAGAGGCUGCCUCAUAGCGAGCAGCGGGUACUGGCGAAGCUCUCCUUCUCGAGGAAUCUCAGCGGUGAUGUGCCCCGUAAGAUGAAAGCCGAGCUGAAUCGAGAUGGGGGGGUUUAUGCACUAGAGCCGCUGCCACCACGAUGGGACCCCAAACUGGGCUCUUAUUCGCUCCCCUUCUACGGAAGAGCUCGGCUUCCCUCUGCCAAGAACUUUCAAAUGGUGCUGAGCACCGGUACAGCCAAUCCACAGGGUGCGUUCGCCUCAAAUUCUCUGGGGGGGGACCUACUGCAAAACACCAACCGUAAUAGCGACACGAAAAAUCAGGACGCACUCGAUGAUCAUCAGAAAGAGAUUUUUUUUAUGCUUGGAAAGGUCGAAAAGGACGAUUUUUGCCUAGACUUCAGAUGGCCAGUGCAGGCACUGGAGGCAUUUGCGAUGGCCGCAGCGGCACUCGCAAAGAAACGUGUCGUUUCAUAA